Molecule: messenger RNA, 1551 nt
Organism: Lottia gigantea (owl limpet)
Lineage: Eukaryota; Metazoa; Mollusca; Gastropoda; Lottiidae
Exons: 4
Coding region: 69-557 (162 amino acids)
Cellular component (GO): mitochondrial outer membrane
Source: RefSeq, a predicted model, not a curated record
AAGAGAGUCCAAGGGGUCAAAUUGUUGGAGAAAGUUGUAGAAAGGGCGUGUGAAGGUAUAAAACAAAGAUGUCUGAGUACAUUAGACCAGCGUUUGCUAUAAUUUUACCAAAUCUUGGUGGUAUAGCCGGUGGUUUCAUCACCAAAAAAAGUAUCCCUGAUUGGUAUGAGAACCUACAUCGUCCCUCCUGGAGGCCACCAAACUAUUUAUUUGCUCCAGUCUGGACAUUUCUGUACAGUUCUAUGGGAUAUGCUUCGUAUUUAGUAUGGAGAGAUGGAGGAGGGUUUGAUGGUGAUGCUAAAUUACCCCUGGCUUUAUUUGGGACACAACUUGCCUUAAACUGGGCUUGGACCCCAAUCUUCUUUGGUUUGAGAAAGAUGGGCUUGGCUACCAUUGAAAUUGGAGUAUUAUGGGGAACAGUAGCUGCUACCAUAGUGUCCUUUCACCCAGUUAAUACCACAGCUAGCUAUCUAUUAAUACCAUAUUUGGGAUGGCUGACCUUGGCUAGUGCUUUAACCUUCAAUAUCUGGAAGAACAACAAAGAUAGGCGAGAUUAAACUAGUCUUUUUUUGAUAUAGGACUUCUGAUUAUCUUCUAUUUACCAGACUUAACAAAAGGAAAGUGCUUUGGGGAUGCUUGAAUUGCAGAAUAAUGGGUCUGACAGCAUUUCUAUUUGUAUCAGCUGUUCUCUUAUUAGGAUAUUAUGAAAUAUGCAAAUUUUUUAUCUUAAAAAGCAAUUUUUUAUCUACUAUCUUCUGUAUGGGUAAUAACAGUUAAGUGUCUUCACACCAUAAAGAUCACACAUUGCGCAUUGUUGCGAAUAAGAAAACCAGUCAAGUUUUGAACUCUCAUAAAAAUGAGUUUUGAGUUGGUUCGGUACUCGUGAACACUUUCAUUAUUCGCAACUAAAUACAACUAGUAAUUACUAUGGUGUGAGAGCAUCAUCAUCAGGACAUGAUAAAGAUAUGAUACCUGAUUCAGCUUUAAAACUUCCAUUAUAUUUGUUCUGUGUGAAAUCAUGAAUAUUGAAGUGUCAAUUUUUUCUCUAGUCUGGUAGCUCUCUCUAUGUUCUAAAUUUCUAGUUUUUUCAAGAACAAGAUUUUAUGAGAUUGCUUCUUCUGCCUUUGAAAGGUAUAACAAUUUUCAGGUUGAUCAUAGAUAUUUGUUAAUUUCAAAAACAAAUAUAACUCUCUUAAAUAGAUAUCAGCCAGUCAAAGUUAAGUUGCAUGAAUACUCCACAAUUCUAAGAAUCAGGGUCUAGAAAUUCUAGAAUAUAAUAGUAGUAUGUAUAUUAUUUAAAUCUUAUGUUAGACUAAGUGUUAAAUCAAAUAUCAAAUUUUUUCAUGGCAAUUAUUAAUAGUAUUAGUUAGUAUUAGUAGUAGCAUAAUUAUAUUUCUCCACUAGUGUUGAAUCUGACUCUAUGUAAUUUAUAUUUUACAAGUGAUCAAAUGGAUUAUGAAAUGGGUAUUAUUUGGAUUUUGAAUGCUAUAUUGUUGUGUAUUUUAAUAGCAUUAUUUUAAAAAUACAGCAGAUUAAAUAUAUAUACAUAAG